Dermacentor andersoni is the source of this 1209-nucleotide messenger RNA. RefSeq lists its product as uncharacterized. Lineage: Eukaryota; Metazoa; Arthropoda; Arachnida; Ixodida; Ixodidae. The record is from RefSeq and is a predicted model, not a curated record.
AUGGCUGGCUCGGGCAAUCGGUCUCGGCAACGCAUGAGUGGCGAGUCCCUCAUCUGCACUGUGAGUGUGGUGGGACAGGAUAGGCUCAGCGUUCCAAAGGACGGCCUCUGCGACUUCCUGUUCUACGACUCUCUCUACCGCCCGCAAGGCGACACUCUGAUUAAGCAGCCGAGCGCGCAGCUGGACAUGUUCCUGAGUACCGCCGCCAUCUCCAAAAGGACGGACCACGGCUGCUCUGUGGAUAUAAACAACGUGCGAGCCUUCAGCCACCACCUGCUCGUGAAGAGGGGGAGGAAGAAAAUUAAAGAAAUGGGCGACCAGAACAUCCUCGACUACGGCUUCCUAACAUUGGAUUAUUCACGGUCGUCCCGACUGAACAUCCAAAAAGCUCUGAGUGCCCUCAAGGCCGUGACGCGAAUAGUCAAGGAGGUGACAGGCAAGACCGGCUUCACGGUGCUGGGCCUCUACAGCAAGGUCCAGACCACUUGCCAGACAAUUUCCGAUGUAACCGGGCAAGGGUUCAAACCAUCGGCAAUAGUAAUCUUGGGCCACAUCUCCUACUACGAUCGGCGCGUUCACGGAUGCCGCAUCCUUCCGCCAAAUCUGUACGGCGUUCAGCGAGACGUGCUGAAAGAUAUUGGCUACGGCCACUUAUUCGAAGACGGUGUAGCACUGGGUCGGUGCAUAGAGGAGAAAAUCAAGUCCAAGGCUAACAUACCCGUGAAGGUCUCGAUGACUCUCAAGGGGCGCCGCUACAAAGCCAAGGCGGAAAGAGACCCAACGUUUGUCGGCAUCGGAAACUUCGACCUGCUACGCAAAUGCGGCCGGCCUAAACGGGAUCCGGAAUACGAGCAAGACGCUCCAGCAGUCCGGGUUUGCGAACAAUCCGAGCAUUAUAAGAAGAACAUAAAUUUCAGUGAGCAAUACCAGAGCGUGGUCACGUACGACAAGUUGAAAGGAGACACGAUCACCUUCGACAAUGAGGCCUCCCUUCGUAAGAAAGUCUGCGACGCCACAGCGUCGCACGGUUCGUUCUCUGUCGCCGCCUACGAUGUCAACUACGACCGAGGCAGAUCCUUUUGUGGCAUGUGGGGCGCCAUGGGCCACUUCUCUCGGCUCAAACUCAUCCGCAAGCUGAAUGCUUUCAUGCGUGGCGAGGACGCUGGUGACGACGUCAACUGUAAAAGCGACGGCGAUAACUCGCGGUGA